Porites evermanni is the source of this 5401-nucleotide messenger RNA. Lineage: Eukaryota; Metazoa; Cnidaria; Anthozoa; Scleractinia; Poritidae. The record is from the annotation of a GenBank genome assembly.
AUGGUGCUUAACCUUGUUCAGCUUGGAGAAAGCCUCAUUUUUCAAACAGGCCAAGAUGUGAUGGCGGGCAACGGUGUAGUAUUGUUUGGAAUGAGCCCUGGAAAUCCAUAUUUUAAAUCUCAUGUUAUUGAGGACUAUGUUCAAUACUUGGGGAAGGAAGAAAGACGAAUCAUUGUUGUUGUACCACAGCAGCCAGCUGAACAUACGUACAGAGCUCUGGGGAGUAAAGAUGCUGUGAAACGGGCCAAGAGAAACACCAAUAAACUCAAGACGCAUUGCAGAAGAGCUAUUGAUAAGGUAUGUACAGAAAACAUUAUAAUACUGUCACUGAUUAAUUCUUGAUACUUUACGAAAGCUUAAAAAAAACGGUCACAUAUCCACCACAACAUUUGUUUCUUUCUUUAUUUUUUUAUUCUAUAAAACUGACGCGCACUCGCUGUCUUUCACAAGCUGGAUACAAGCUAAAAUUUGCAGUUAUUAAUUGUUUUUUCAUGCCCCUCUCCCAUUCUCAUCCCCAGAGCCCGUCGUUUCUUGGUCACGUGGUUGGGAAACGAGGGGCUCUGGAAGCAGCCGCUACCAGAUGUCAGAAAUACGGUCGCCCAUGUGCAGAAGUUACAAAUAUCACUGCUCCUGCUCAUAACGGAUUUUUGUCCCUCACUGGUCAUUCUCGUCCCCAGAGCCCGUUGUUUCUUUUAAGCCGAGUGGCUCUGGGGACGAGAAUGCUCACUGCUCCACUGGGGGAAAAAUUUUACUUCCUGAGCUCUCUCCAGAGAGUGGCUUCUUUGGGAUGUUUUGAAAAUGCACCACUUGGCUCAACUUGGGUUCACUGGUAAUUUGGAGUUAAAAGAAGAAGACAGUAACAGAAACCGGCUGAACACACUGUUGGUUUGCAGAACUAAGACAAUUAUUAAUCGGCAGACUAUUGUCUGAGUUAUAUGUUUUUUUUUUCAAUACGUUUGGCGAACAAACACUGGGAAAGCAAUAUCGUGAAGAUCGAUAUAAUGCGGGAAAAAGUCAAUCAGAAAAGGUAUCUUGUUCCAUGUGUUGUGUUAGGAGAGUAAAAUAUAUAUUUCAUUUCACUCGAGCUGGUUGUGCUUUUUCCUUUUAUUUCCUUUUGUGGUGCCGCAUGUCCUGGUUUUAAUUUUGCCCAUGAGAUUUUGUGUACAACACGUGUUAGACAGCCAAAGGAUUUACGUCGAAACAAACCAAUAUUAAUCAUGAUUAAUCAUUUUACCGACCCAGGGUAAAAAACAUAUAUUACAAGGUUUGUCCAGUCUAAUACACCUCCAUGGGCUUCCAUGCAUGGCAACUUUAUACAGUACUGAGUGAAUCAAAUUCCAGUUCAGUUUUUUUGGUAUAUCAACCCUAACUGAAAUUUGAACCCCAGUUUCUGAACCCUAAUCAUAAAACUUCUGGGUCAUUUGGUGUUUAUGGGGGCCAUUCAGUGUUCUGCUAAAAGGGUUUAUCCUCCUAAAAAUUUCAGGUAUCAUCUCCUAACUAAAAUCAUCGUCAGUACCUCAAAGAGAGAGUUUUCAAUAAUUUUGCUGUCAGACUCAGAAAAACAUCAAUACCUGAAAAAUGUUGAUUGAGUAGUGGCCAAUCAAAUAAUGUUCACAAAGUAAUUACCAUUGCUGUUUGAGGUUUUGUUUUCUCAACCCUUAUUAGCUUUUUCUUUGCAACGCAAUACCAUUCCUUAAUAUUUGUGGUAUUCAUGGUUUUGUAACUUUCACACUAUAGGUGAGCUCGUGUCACCUCUGUUGUAGGGUUAUAAACAGUUAUAUGUACUUUUGAUUACCGGUUACUAAUAAAAAGUGUUUCCCAAGACACUAGUUUAGUAGGAAGCCAUAGUAAUUAUGCAAAUGCAUCCAGAGAGAAACCUGUUUAAAGUGCCACUUAUGAGCUCAUGGGUUACACAUUUUUGGAAGGGGUUUUAUUGUUUUCUUAGGGGAGGGCUUAUAACCAGGGGGACAUUUUUAUUGUUUACUGGUACAUGGGCCUAUAACUGGGGGAUUUAUAUGUGAGGGGAAGAGGCUUAAAAGCAGUAGUUUAUGGUAACCUGUUCCAGACAUUCAGGCAUUGGGGAAUGCACAAAGAGAAAAAACAAGAAAAAACUCUGCAUUUUUUAUUGCUCUACUUUUCACCAUCUGAAUGCCUAGAACAGUUUAUCAUAAGCUAUAUAGCUGUCCUUUCUUAUCUGGAACAGUGAAAUGUAGACUGAUAUACACACUGUAUAUAGACUGUAUGGUUUAAGAGAUCCCCCCUAAGAAGUACACUUUGAGUAACACACAACCUGAAAGCAUUUUCUUAGGUAGCUUCUCUCAUCAUGUUUUGAGAGUGGAGUGCAAGGCCUGGUUUGAAAUUCUAUUCAUUAAAUCUUUAUUUAAGUUGUUAAUCAAUCUCUUACACUAAAAAAUUGAAAGCAACUUUUGAGCAACUUUUGGAUUUUGGAGCAACUUUUGAGCAACUUUUAGAGUUUUGGAGCAACUUUUGAGCAACUUUUUGAGAAAAAUGGAGCAAUUUUUUGAGAAAAUUGGAGCAACUUGUGGACAGCCCUAGAGAUGUUCUUUCAGCCGAAAAUACAAUAAAUUAAAAGCACACUGCAACAUUUCUGUAAUGUAGCUUGAUUUCCUUUCCCACUGUAACACCGAUGAAUAUCCAGAGGAAUUAGAAAAACUGAUUAGACUAAUUAAUAACGCCAUACAAGUACAGUAUCAAUCGCUUGAUUUUUAACGAGCAAGGAGCAACAGGAAGAGCUAACUAACCAUUACUCCUCCUUUCAGUUUCCCAGGAGAUGUGACGGUCGAGACAGGGGCAAAGUUUAGCGCACAACGAAGGCAAUACUUUCUUUGUCAAGGCUCGUUAUCCUCGUAGAAACUUCUCAAACUUUACCUGCAAUUCUCUCUUCACUGCUAUUGCAUAUGAACAAAACUGGACUGUUGCAAUCAACAAAACUCACACACGGAUUUUAUGUUUGUAGAUCGAGAGGGCACGAAGUAAAAUGUUAUAUGCAGUAGAUUAUAUUUUUAAUUUGCUUUGCGCAUUCAAGCCUUCAGCCAAUGAAAAAAUUCGUAUUUUCCGUUGCGUCCAGAGCAACUGGUCAGUCACAAAUUAAGCCGAGUGGCUCUGGGGACGAGAAUGGCCCCUCUCCUCACUGUAGGGGUGACGUUUUUUAGUGAAAACCGGACUUGCACUAUUGUUGACAUUCACCAAUUGUGCGCAUGCGUGAGUGACGUCACAGAUAUGCUUUUUCUCACUUGAAAAACGUAAUAACUGAUGAGGCUAAUGCACGGUUCCUCUUUUGCAAUUUUGGUCAAUCUUGUGUGUAUAUACGUACAUGACGACAGAAUGUUGUGUGCUUUUAUGUAGAGACGCGCUAAAUUUCACAGAGAACUAACAGAAAUCUAACGGAGUACUUCUCGGAAAAAGUGAUGGGUUUUUAGGGGGGGGGUGAAUAGUAAAUGAUAUUUUAAAAUUGGCCUUAAACACAACUUUUAUUGACUUUCAGUAUUAAAACAAUAAUUUAAUAAAUAACGAUAACAAAAGUAAAGGAAACAUUAUAAGGCUUCUAACCAGCUCGUAAUAAAUUAAACGCAAGAAAACUUGGAUUUAAAACAAGUUAGAAACUGACGAUUCCGCCGCACGUCUGCAGUGAAAUGAAAGAGUUUUAUUAUUUACAAAACUGAUCUCUCCCUAAGUUAGAUAAGGGGCGUGGAAGGACAGGAGCUAAACUAUUAUUGAAACUUUUUUCUCGCUUCGAAGAUUAACCUGUCGACCUGCGGCCGGAACGAAGCAUCUCCGCUGCACGCAAGGAAAAAAGACGCUGUACCCAUGGUUAGAGAAGUAAUAAUUUUACAGCUUUUCAUCAUUCAGUAUGGAUUAAAUCAUUAUUUUCUACUGUUGAACAGGUGUCCAAGACUGAUGAUGUUGCUGGAGAGUUUUAUAUGUUGGACUGGACUUCAGAAGUAGACAAACAUGAAGCUUACAUUGCAGCCUUAGACUAUAUCAUCAGUUUUUACAAAAGUAACUCUUACUUUCGCCAGGACGUCGCACGAUCGACCGCAAAAGUGUUAGGAAAAGAUUCUACAUCCUCUGAGAGUGAAUCAGGUAAGCAAGUGAAGGAGGAUAUCAGUGUUUUAAAAGUCGAAUUAUCUAAACUUUUUCAGUUUCUGUUUCUUGAGUUGUCUUAUCACUUCUCGGUCAAUGGACUUUGAAAUCUAAUCUAAUCUAAUCUACAGUUUUAAACCCGUUGCCAAUCGUUGUCGCGGCUUCGACGCACAAUUUUCCAGGAUUCAGGACUAAAGAAAUAAAAAAGUUGAGCCAACCGGUGUACAAACUAUGUUAAGAGCAUGAAAAGUGGUGGAUAUUCCCGCCACGUGAGUAGAUCUCUGUAAUUCAAGCAUUUUUGUUUCUGUGCAUCUGUUUUUCUCCGUUUUUGUCCAGCUAUAAAAUCUUGUCAUUUCUUGCUAUCGUUCGGUUGUCUGCCCAGUUUACUCGAUUUCUAUGCAUGACCCCCAAAAAACGGGGAGGGGAGAGGCGGAGAUAAACUCAGUACAAGUACCAAGAUUUGCCUUUCGUUACAUAAGGCUUUAAAUACUCUCCCGGUGGGGUAUGCAACAACGUUUUAUACGGGAAGGCUCCAAACUCUUACCCUUGUAUAUACUAUUUCUGGCAAAAAAGGUACCCCUUUUGUAUACCUUUUAUUGACAAAUGCUACCCCUUUUACGUACCUAGUUUAGACCUUUGCAUCCCUUUAAAUUGCCGUAAAUGAACUGUAUUUACUAUAUAGAUACAGUUGAACCUCUCCUCAAUGGCCUGGUCGUUGUAGACAGAUGGAAGUUGUGAAGAGGUGGCCGUUAGCGGAGGUUGGACUGUAAAUUACAAAUCUAGAAUGUUUUCUCGACUUUUUUUACAGCCAUAAAAUGCGCGACUGCCUGUUAGCCCUUUUGGAGCUUUUUACAAACUGAAAUGACAGAUUUCCCUAUCCUUUCAUAUACUUCAACUUCCGAAUUCCAUACCCUUUUAUAUAGCAAUGAUAUAUCUGAAGCCGGAAAAAGGUACCUCUUUCGGGCGGAGCCUCCCCGUAUAGCCCAUUAUAGGGAGUACCAACCUCCCUUCCCCACCCCCACAGUAUACUCUUCAAUGAAGACUGACCAAGUCCUAUUUUUAAACUUUAGAAUCCUCAGAUUCUGAGCUUGAAGACAACGAAAGUGUGCAAGAAGGAGUUUACUACCUCCUGAAAGAACUAGCCUUCAUUAUCUCCAGCAAAGAGAUGUUCAGAACCGAAAGCGUGGCAGUUAUUUAUCAUCGCAGCUGGCCUGUCUAUGAGAAAUUUGUAAAUGGAGAUUAUGAUGGAAAGCCAAAAGAAGGAUUGGGACUUGCAAUCAUCAACUAUGAUCUGUAA